GAUUGGAAUUUCCAGCCCUUGCAAAUGUAGUUGGUGCUGAAUUUUUCGGUUUUGUUUAACUUUUGUCAUUCGCAAAUUUCGUGAUUUUUUUUUUUCAAAUUUUUACUCGUUCGUUCUCUGCUAACAUUUUUCCUACAUUCGGACUCUCGGAAGAUCAUGAACGUGUGCCGAGCCUGCAUGGGACCGGAAACUGAUGGACCGGUUCCGAUAUUCUCCAAACUGGGUGACGAUUUCAUCGCCAACAUCCUGAUCAAUUGCGGAUCGAUUUCGAUCACCGAAGAUGACGGUUUGCCGGCUUUCAUUUGCCAGAGCUGUAUUGGUUUCGUCAAACAGAUCGCCGAUUUUGGCGAGCAGUUACGUGACUCGGACCGGAAGCUGCGAGAGUUGUACAGCAUCAAACUAGAGGAAAAGGAUCCUGAUCUGAUGUCUCCGAAAAAUCCCAUCGAAACGGCGCCGUUCAGUGUCAGUAUCAAAGAAGAAGACGAAUAUAGCGAUGCAAAGGUACAAAGUACCGAUGAAUUGGAUCACCUUGAAGGUGAUGUUGACGAUGAAUAUGACGACAACGAGGAGGAAGAGGAUGAUGAUGACGAGGAGGAAGGUGGUGGUUCUGAAUCCGGAAACGAAAGCGAUGUCCUCUCUGAAAAAGACAAAGAAAGGUUUACACUGGUUGAAAUAGAUCCAACGAGGUACAUUUGUUGUGCACAAGGGUGCUUCAAAGAUUUCGAAACAAUAGAAGAAUUAGAAGAACAUGGGACAAAGGCACACAUAAAAAGGAGGGAUCGAUCCUCCAAAAGAAAGAUUGCGACGUGUAAUAUUUGCUUUAAAAGAUAUUCCUCCAUAAAAACAUUCAAACUUCAUGAAAAAUCAAUCAAAAAGUUGUGUCAUAAAAAAAUCUACCAAUGUAACCGGUGCUCUAACCGGUUUUACCAACCUACGAUGAUACGCCUACAUAAUUGCCGCCUUUCUCGAGUAUUUAAACUUAAGCGAAAGAGUGAUAUUCAAACUAUAUGUUGUUCCAUCUCCUGUAGCAAGGAGUUCAGUACUCAUGAGCAGCUUCUCGCCCACGGCAAGAAGGUACACAGCUGGCGGCGAAGGAUGUACAGCGAGUCCAAGUCCAAAAGUGCCGAAUGCCCCAUAUGCUACCGGCGUUUUAAGGGUGCUAUCAAUGUAGAAAGGCAUCGCAUCCGCACCACUGUGGGCGGUGACUACAAAUGCACAAAGUGUGACAUGAAGUUCAAGAAGAAUGUUACACUAAUCGCCCACGAACGGAAACAUGUUGCGGAGCGGCCAUUUGUGUGUAACAUUUGCAAGAAAAAUUUUACCAUGCAACAAUACCUAGACCAACAUUUAGCGGAUGUUCACGACGAGGACAAGCCGUUUGUCUGUAAGCUGUGCGGAUUUAGAUUCAAGCGUGAGUGUAACCUGAAGUAUCACGUAAUGACUCACGAGGCGAACGCAAAGGAACAGAAAAACCAAGAAGAAGGUUCCGAUAAGUCAGAAAGUGCAAACGAAACUGAUAGCGACGAAGAUUAUGACAACAACAAAGAGGAAAAGAUUGAAUCGGACGAUGAGGAAGAAGGGGACGAUGACGGAGAUAUUUUGACCGACAAAGAACGAGAAAUGUACACCCUAUUGGAUAUACCUAAGGAUCGGAUUAUAUGCUGUGGCUGUUAUUUGGAUUUCGGAACAGAAGAAGAGCUGAUCGAGCACGGUAAGAUCAAUCACACCAAGAAAAAACGGAAGAGUGAGGUUCUAGCUAAGCCUCAUUGCUGCACCGUCUGUUACGGGAGGUACAAAUCUUUCCGAACUUUCCGAACGCAUAAAACCCUCGCGGCUGAAUUGAUAAACAAAAAAAUCUACGAAUGCAUCCGUUGCUUCGUAAGGUUUCAUCAGCCCAAGCGGCGACGACAACAUGCCUAUAACCACAUGAUUUUCAACGCCAAGGAUGAGUUUCACGAGCAACAAAAGGUUUGCUGUGCCACUAAAUGCUACAAAGAAUUCGAAACCCAGGACGAGCUUCUCAAACACGGCCAGUCGGAGCACACAUCUAGGAAGCGCCUAAUCCCGGAUUUGACAAAGCCCUUCGAGUGCCCGGUUUGCUUUCGAUGUUUCGAUCACAAACGGAACCUGAUACGGCAUCGAUCACGGAUCCUGAAAAAAGACGAGUACCAGUGUACGAUGUGUGGCAAAAAGUACAAAUCCGCCCACGGUUUGCAGGUGCACGAAAUGCAGCACAACAAUCUGCGCCCGUACUCGUGCGAGCUGUGCGCUAAAACGUUCGCCACUCCUGCGGCCGUCAGGCAUCACAUGAUGGUGCACACGGACGAGCGCCCGUAUGCGUGCUCAACCUGUGGCUGGAGCUUCAAACGGGAGGCGAACCUAAAGAUGCAUAUGCUAUCGCACACUGACGAGCAGCCGUUCAAGUGCGAAGUUUGUGGCAAGGGAUUCAAGGGCAAAUAUCACUUGAAAUAUCAUAUGCGAACCCACACUGGAGAGAAGCCCUGGAAAUGUCGGUUUUGCGAGAAAUCUUUCGUUGAUCACACCAACCGAAGGCGGCAUGAGGUUUCUCAUACUGGUAUAAAACCCUACAAAUGUAACUAUUGCGAUAAAAGUUUCAUUCGUAAACGGUACCAGGUGGAGCACGAGAGUACCCACACAGGUAUCAAACCGUUCCGUUGCGAAUCCUGCAAUCGCACGUUCAGCCAAAAGGCCGAACUCAAGAAGCAUCUGCAGCAACACCCUCUAACCGCGGAAAGCCAAUUGGCCAUGGCUUCUCCGAUGCCGGCAACAUCGACGGAUGAGAAUUUGAUGCCACCACCUUCGCCACCGCCAUCGCAACAACCCGUGGCAUCCGGAUCCUCGACUCAGAACUAUGGUUCCUCCGGUGAACUCAUGGAGCAACUUGCCUAUGACGAUUCACAACGGUAUUCUUCGCCAUAGGUGGAAUUUAUAAGGUUCUGCUUCUUUUUCUAUAUUAAAAGGUAUGAGACAUAAUUUGUUGGGUUGUUCCAAUUCGUAGAGCUAAAAGAACUGUUCGGAUGAAUCAAGUUAGAUCUAGGUGUCAUUCUUCCAUUUAUUGGUUAUUGAUUGCCUAUA
Messenger RNA from Uranotaenia lowii, 3096 nucleotides. RefSeq names its product zinc finger protein 93-like. NCBI's taxonomy places the organism in Eukaryota, Metazoa, Arthropoda, Insecta, Diptera, Culicidae. The coding region runs from base 157 to 2940 and encodes 927 amino acids. Gene Ontology annotation, biological process: regulation of transcription by RNA polymerase II. The record is from RefSeq and is a predicted model, not a curated record. Gene Ontology annotation, cellular component: nucleus. The transcript is spliced from 6 exons. Gene Ontology annotation, molecular function: DNA-binding transcription factor activity; RNA polymerase II cis-regulatory region sequence-specific DNA binding; zinc ion binding.